Molecule: messenger RNA, 1750 nt
Organism: Branchiostoma floridae (Florida lancelet)
Lineage: Eukaryota; Metazoa; Chordata; Leptocardii; Amphioxiformes; Branchiostomatidae
Product: germ cell-specific gene 1-like protein
Exons: 1
Coding region: 850-1587 (245 amino acids)
Cellular component (GO): plasma membrane
Source: RefSeq, a predicted model, not a curated record
GAAUCUUAAGAUAAUAUGAAAAUAAGAAAAUAUAGCCUGAUUUCUCCAGACAUUUAUUAGUACUUAUGAGAUUCAUGAUGCAAAAUGCUGCACUAAUGUUUUGUUACAUGACACAAAGACGUUAAAGUGACCCAUGAUACUAAAUUGUCAGAUGAAAAUAAACAGAUUAAAAUCCAGCCCAAAUACAUGCUAAUACCUUUUUGAUUCCGAAUAAGUCUGCUAUUCUAGAACCUAUUUGACCUACACGUGCCAUGGUGUCCAUCAUGUGUGCCAGCUUAUAUCAACAUGAUAACUUAUCAAUUUGUCUUUUUUAUUGUCGCUUCGCCUGCAGAAAAAAAACAUAGUAGGCUGCCGUAGUGGGGGACAUAACAGAAUCCAAAAUCUUCUUUUUAUCGUACAAACGUAUGCAAAUCAUCUAUAAUAUGUUUUUUUCUAACCGUGGCGGCACAUUUCCAUAUGCUUCUGAGAUGUUGAUUUAGACGGCCGACGACUGAAGCUAUCUUAUAAGGCUGGGGACGUGCCCUGGAGCAAAGGAAGAAAGUAUUACAAGAGAUGUAUGUUCUGGCACUUUGUGUCACAUGGUGAGUAAGAAAUGCUCCAAUCCUGGCCUUACAUACCCCCGCUAUACAUCUAUGGGUUAAUCAGUGUUGGAGAUGUACAGGGAGACUAGCGGAGGUGCUGUGCGUGGGUGAGUGGGUAUUAGCCCACCUGCCGUUUUAUUACCUUAAAGCUGGCGGAUUUACCUUACUCAUGUCGCUUGGAGCAAGAGGACAAGAGCCUCUGAGAAGGUAAUCCUCAUUUCAGUCAAUGUAGGUCAAUCAGCAGGCGGCCGAGCACACCGACGUGGACAUGUGUGGGGUGAGAAUGGUGACAUCGCGCGCAUGCUGCCCGUGCCUGGCUUUCCUUUUGUCGUUGACGACCAUAGGCCUUACCAUCACAGCCUUCGUGACGUCGAAUUGGACAGAAGGAACGGAGAAGGUCAGAGGGUCAGUGGAGGACUACACCCGCAAGAUAAACGGGUCCAAAAUACAAAUCAGCCACUGGAAACUCUACAUAACAUUUCACUGCGGGUACUGGACCCUCUGUCGGGAGAGUAGGAUAAGAGGACAAGAAGAACGGUGCGACUCGUUCAUCCAGCGACUUCCCCGUGCCGAGGUGCCCAAGUUCAUUGGUGCCAUUGCAGCCGAGUGUGGGUCCAUUUGUCUUCUGUUAAUAGGACUGUUUUGCCAAAUGGGUAGUUGUUGUUCCUCUCAGCCGUCCAUGCACCGCGUCGCGGCCCUGAUGUCCGUAACAUCAGGGUUAGUCUCCUUCCUCGGCAGAAUCUUCUUCAUCAUCGUCCUCAACCGGAACGUGGAAAGCGACGGAGACAUCUGGAGACCCGUGGACUGGUGGUACGGCUGGUCCUUCAAGAUCGGAUGGCUUGCCUUUCUCUGCGACAUGAUGUCUUCGAUCGCAAGUUUGCAGGCGUUCAACACUACCACAGCGGAGAUCAACCAGGCUAAGCGAAGGGCUCAAGUGAAGAAAAUGGAGGAGAUCAUAGAUCUACAACUCAUCGCCAGUAGACCAACCGUUGAGACAAGAUGUUAAGUAUCCCCGUAUUCUAUUGCUACUAAGAACUCUCAUAUCAUCAAUAUCACGACAGAAAAGACCAGAAGAAAACGAAUCAUGUAAGGCCCCAGUAAGUAAAUUUUAUGGAUGACAUCCUCUGCAGGCUGCAAAAAUAGUGCGAUAGGGCGAAAAAAAAACAAGA